AUGUCCAAGGCAAAACAAGCGGCAUACGCCGCGUCGCCUGCUGCUCAGUCCGGGAGCAGUGCAUCCUUCGCCCAAGGCUUCGUGCUGGGUCAAUUGACACUGGCCUUGAUUCUGAUAUUCCUGAUCAAGUUCUUUAUCUUCGGCGAGCCUCCGUCGGCCGACAGUCGUGCAGCAACACGAGCAGCCCUCCGCCGCCAACGUACCCUCUCACACGCCUCGUCUUUGCGCCGUCGCUCCUUCUCCGACCUCCGUCUACGUAAACGCAGUUCCGCUGCUGUGCUCGCUCCACGAAACAUCUCCUCUGGCGGUGCAGUCCUCACUACAGACAAGAUUCUGGAAAAGACCUACUAUAAUGUCGAUGGACACCAGCCAGAGAGCUUGGACUGGUUCAAUGUCUUGAUUGCCCAAACAAUUUCUCAGCUGCGUGCGGAUGCCCUUGAAGGAGACGCCGUGCUGACCUCUCUUACAAAUGCCCUCAAUGGCGGUCAACGACCACAUUUCAUCGAUGAGAUCAAAGUCACCGAGAUCUCGUUGGGAGAAGAGUUCCCCAUAUUCAGCAAUUGUAGGGGCACAAAUAGAGGAGGCCUUGGAGAGAGCAGAUUGCAAGCACGCAUGGACGUUGAUCUAUCAGACGUCGUCACCUUGGGCAUUGAGACAAAACUCGUCCUGAACUAUCCCAAGCCCUUCUCUGCCGUCCUGCCUGUCGCUCUAGCCGUCUCGGUCGUUCGCUUCUCUGGCACUCUUUCCCUCUCCUUCACGCCUUCCCAACAACCAGACGCUCCCGCCAAUGAGUCCGAGUCGUCCUCUGCAAACCCAUCGUCCUCGCCUACCACACUUACAUUCACCUUCCUGGACGACUAUCGCUUGGAUCUCUCGGUCCACUCUCUGAUCGGCUCACGUGCCCGCCUGCAGGAUGUACCAAAGAUUGCGCAACUGGUAGAGCAGCGUAUUCACGCUUGGUUCGACGAACGCUGUGUAGAACCUCGUUUCCAGCAAAUUGUCCUGCCUUCCCUCUGGCCGCGUAAGAAGAAUGUCCGUGGAGGCACCGAUGAUGUUCCCGAGGAUGCUAUCCUUUCAGAUGCAGAAAUGGAUGCCGCGACUCCAUCAUCUAAGCCACGCAACCGCGAGCGCAGCAGAGAUCCUUCUACCAACAAACGCGACACACGAGCUGACAGAUCACCUGCUGCUGCCGCAAGACCGAAGCCUUCGAGGCAGGCUUCACGGCAGACCAAGCCUGAAGAGUUGAUGACCGAGGAGGAAAGGUUGGCCGCUGCUGGUGAAGAGCUCAGAGCCGCCGAGCAGAGAGAGUGGUCUAGAGAGCGUAGGAGUAGAGAAAGACAUAACAAGAACAACGACGAGACGGUCCGACCCAUCGAUAUAUGA
Aureobasidium musti is the source of this 1383-nucleotide messenger RNA. The record is from the annotation of a GenBank genome assembly. NCBI's taxonomy places the organism in Eukaryota, Fungi, Ascomycota, Dothideomycetes, Dothideales, Saccotheciaceae.